Molecule: messenger RNA, 255 nt
Organism: Dibothriocephalus latus
Lineage: Eukaryota; Metazoa; Platyhelminthes; Cestoda; Diphyllobothriidea; Diphyllobothriidae
Source: the annotation of a GenBank genome assembly
AUGGCCAAGCACAGACACCAUUCACGAAUGCAGGGCAUUGGCGUUGCGCAGUCCGUUUGUGCUGGCAUGCUUACCAUCGAAAGCACUGACACAUGGCUCAUCGGAUUUAUUUCCUUCCUUAUGCCACGAAUUUCGGCAAGGAUUCGCGCAACCGUAUUGCCCACUCACACAUCUCUUGGCGUGAUAAUCUUCGUUUUCGCUAUAGCCUCAGUUUGUACGGGAAUCACCGAAAAGAAUUUCUUUGCAGGAGAGUAA